AUGUUCGGCAGCAUCAAAUACCCGGUCCACGUCCUUGCAGCCCUGUCGGAAGAUGGAGAGCGUGGCAGUUUGGAGGCGGACGCCGAGAUUGCGAGUCUCGAGGACGUAUGCCCCAAGUGCGACGGGGAGUAUGUCCACUUGAAGAAUGUGUGGGUCACAGCGUUGGUCCCGGGGCCCGAUCUCGUCGAGGCCGUGCUUAAGAUCAAGGGCUGUGUUGACUGCGGGGUGGAAGCGGUGACCGGUGAUGACUGGCAAGAGCACGGCUAUUUCGUUUUCGGGGAGACUCUACUCGUCCAUCUGUCCCACAUGGACGCGACGAGGCAGGCGGUGCUUAGUGGUACGGCAAUCAGCCACGCAUUCGACAACCUCCUCCGUCCUUUGGCCGACAACCUGAUAUGGAUGACCCGGAACAAGCUGGCCAAGAGAGCGCUGACCAAAAGCUACUUGAAAAAGCUGUUGCUUGACGCGUAUCUGGCCUUCGAAGCCCUCACCGACCACCCCUAUGGCUUCUUCAGCUUCAUCGACGGGUAUUUUCCGCUUCUUUCGAGUUUUGACGGCUGCACCAAGGUGGCGACCAACAUCUGCAUCGAGAAGUACCUGCAACAGCGCAUGAAGCAAGUGAUCGACAUGGAUAUUGAUGCGAUCUGGCUCGUCAUCAGCAUGCUGUCGCCGAUGGUGUUCAGAAUGCGGCUGCAGUUCUCGCAAAACACGCCGGUGACUUUUUGCCCCCAAAGCCGCAAGUCCAACAUCAUCGUGGUACCUGCUCGUGGACAUGCCCGCGUAGCGGAGAUGCACAAGCUGCCGAUGGCCAAAAACUGAUGGAGCGUGUCCGGGAGAACAAGGAUGGCCUUGGACUGUCGGAGAUGUUGGAGGGCAUGUCGCUGGACGGGCUGAAGGACCUCUACCGUUUGUGCUUUGGGCCGCAACCGCCGGGAAUUAGCAGGAAUGUACCCCAACAGGGUGCUGUUGAUUGAGCUGUUCAAGACGGUGGAGAAGCUCUGGCGGGAGAGC
Messenger RNA from Ectocarpus sp. CCAP 1310/34, 1011 nucleotides. The record is from the annotation of a GenBank genome assembly. Lineage: Eukaryota; Phaeophyceae; Ectocarpales; Ectocarpaceae.